CACGUGACGAGGCUGACACGUGUCGCCUGUGCGCCGCGUUCCACGCCGCUAACUGCUGACAACGUAUCCGCUGAACUCCUGGUCCUUGGGCUGUUGAGCUGAGUUGUUGAUCUGCUCUCGGCUUCACCAGAGCUCGAGUGAGGAGGAGGCGCCAUGAGUUUGCCGACCUUGCUGCUGCUGAGCGCCUCUGCGCUGCUGAUGCUUUCCACGCCGGGGGCUGCCAAGAAGGACUACGGUCUGUACUGUGGAGCUUGCCGAGCGCUGGUGGACGAGGUGACGUGGGAGGUAGGCCAGGUGGACCCCAAGAAAACCAUCCAGGUGGGCUCCUUCCGCAUCAACCCCGACGGAACCCAGGACACCACCGAGGUGCCUUUUGCCCGCUCGGAGGCCCACCUGCUGGAGGUGCUGGAGGGCGUGUGCCAGCGCGUGGGCGACUACGCCGAGGUGGACGCCGGCUCGGGGAAGCCGCGCUCGUUCGUGCGCACGACCGCCCGUCCCGGCGAGAAGCUCGACCUGACCAACGUCACCAUCAGCGGCGACAUGGGCACCAUGCUCAAGUUCGCUUGCGAGAACAUUGCGGAGGAGUUUGAGGACGACAUCAUCUCGCUCUUCGUUCACGAGACAGACCAUGUCGCCGACAAGCUGUGCAGCAAAAAAUCCGAUUACUGCGAGCACACGUUGCACGUUCCGCACGACGAACUCUGAAGUGGGGGGGGGGGGGCUUCUCCAGUUAAUGACACGGACACGAGAAUAUGCGGACGACACACAGAAGACACACGGACGACACACGGACGACACACGGAUGACACAGAUGACACAGACGACACACAGACGACACAGAGACGACACAGAUGACACACGGAUGACACACGGAUGACACAGGUGACAUACAGAUGACACACAGAUGACACACAGGUGACACACAGAUGACACAUGGGCGACACGCGGACGACACGUAGACACAGCGGACGACAUGCGGACGACACGUGGACACGCAGAUGACACACAGACGACACGCAGAUGACACACAGACGACACGUAGACACAGCAGACGACAUGUGGACGACACGUGGACACGCAGAUGACACACAGAUGACACACGGGCGACACGCGGACGACACGUAGACACAGUGGACGACACGCGGACGACACGUGGACGACACGUGGACACGCAGAUGACAUGCUGACGACACGCAGAUGACACACGGAUGACGCGUGAACAAGCAGGCAACACGUGGACACGCGGACGACACGCGGACAACAUGAGCACACCGGCCUCUUAACAAGCAGCAAGCGAUGAUACCGGCACGUAGCGGACAUCUCGUCGCACGGAUCACAACGGUUGCGCAGCAGCGACUCGGCGCUGCCGUGGACCGCCACCCCCCACGCAGUCCCAGGGAGGAGCGGCACGGCUCGUUGCACGUGGAGAUCUUCCAGGAGAUGUGUCGCUCGUUCUUGUUUUCUUUCUGGUGAACACAAUCGGUCAGA
Messenger RNA from Lethenteron reissneri (Far Eastern brook lamprey), 1488 nucleotides. RefSeq names its product protein canopy homolog 2-like. Gene Ontology annotation, cellular component: endoplasmic reticulum. The record is from RefSeq and is a predicted model, not a curated record. Lineage: Eukaryota; Metazoa; Chordata; Hyperoartia; Petromyzontiformes; Petromyzontidae.